This is a messenger RNA of Plutella xylostella (diamondback moth), 1253 nucleotides long. Its product is annotated as pancreatic lipase-related protein 2. The record is from RefSeq and is a predicted model, not a curated record. Gene Ontology annotation, biological process: lipid catabolic process. Gene Ontology annotation, molecular function: lipase activity. Lineage: Eukaryota; Metazoa; Arthropoda; Insecta; Lepidoptera; Plutellidae.
UAUCUGAAUCAUAAUUAUUAAAGAAGCUUAUAGAUAAAAUACCCGUGUAAUACGUUAUUUAAUUAAUACGUUUACUGAAUCUGAUAUCAGAUUCCCUCAGUAGCCAUGGCUAGGUUAACGUUUGUGUGUUUUGUGGCCGUUUUUGGGAUUGCUGCAGCUCUCCCAUGGAACCCAGUCAUCAGCAAGCUGGAGCCAGGGCUACGCUACCAGUACGUGCGCGCGUCAGACGGCGCCCCACGCUUGGAGGACAUGUGGCGGACCGUGGGAGACCUCCGCGAUGAGCCCGAGUACCGCCCCGAUGUGGAGAAUGUGUACCAUUUGUUUACCAGAGAGAACCCGACGCGAAGCCAGCCCCUACUCCUGGGUUCCGUGAACGCGCUUCGAGAGAGCAACUUCGACGCGUCCCGCAAGACCGUCGUGCUGGUCCACGGGUUCCAGGGCGAUGUGGUGGACCCCUCCAACCUGGUUAUACUGCCAGCGGUGCUCCAGGCGGCUGAUGUGAACGUGUUCCUGGUGGACUGGAGCGCGGGCGCCGCCGGGUCGUACCGCAGUGCUGUCGCCAACGUGUUUGUGUCAGGCGAGAGCGUCGGCCGCUUCCUCAACUGGCUCUCCGCCGAGACCGGCGCCUCCGCCGCGGACCUGACGCUCGUGGGGCACAGCCUCGGCGGCCAGCAGGUCGGCGUCAUCGGGAGAAGUGUGGACGGAGAUGUGGGGCAUAUUGCUAGUCUCGACCCCGCUUACCCCGGCUUCGUCCGCAACACGGAGCGUCUGAAACCGACCGACGCUCUCUACACCGAGGUCAUCCACACCGACGUCGGCCUUCGGGGGUACCCGGAGCCGCUUGGAGAUGUGGACUUUUACCCCAACGGGGGUAACAAGAUGCCCGGCUGUCCUGGUGCUGAGUGCAGUCAUGAUAGAGCAUACUACUACUACGCGGAGUCUGUGGUGAGCGGAGGGUUCACCGGCACACUCUGUCGCUCGCACAUCUUCGCUAUUUCUGGCCAGUGCGACUCUGACGUCACUCUGGACAUGGGAGGCCUUGAUGCUAAGACCGGAUUCACCCCUGGAAGCUACUACUUGGAAACCAAUGCCGGUCAGCCUUUCUCCAAGAAUUAAUAAUACUGAUGUAGGAGUUCGGAGAUUUGCCGUAAGAUGGCGCUAACGUGGAUUAUGUGAACGUUUGGAUUUGAUUUCCAAAACUAAUUUGGAGUUGAGAGUCUAUUUUAAAUUAAAAAUAAAUUUAUAACUUAAAA